AUAAGUAAAGAUAAGGAGGGAGGAGAUUAGCAAGGCCGAUAACGCUUAAAGGGGGAAGGCCGAGGACAUGAGGGUACUCAACAGAAGCCUCAGUCUGCAGGACAUGACGCUGAUGUAUCUGACCACGCUGGCCACUCUGGUGGUGAUCCUCGUGGCUUCCUAUCAAGCGGGCAGCUCCCACGGGGCGCACCUACCCUACCACAUCCCCCUGGACCCUAAAGGGGACCUGCAGCUGUCCUGGAACAUCAGCUACGCCCGGCAGGAGAUCUACCUGGAGCUGCAGGUGAGGGACCUGCAAGAGGGGCUCGUUUUCGGCAUGUCUGACCGCGGGGAGCUCCUCAAUGCCGACCUGCUCGUCCUUUGGAACGAUGGACACAAGUCCUACUUUGGGGACGCCUGGAUUGACAGCACUGGUCAUGUGACCCUGGACAGCCAGCAGGACUACCAGCUGAUCGAGGCCCGACACACGCCGGACGGAUUCUUCCUCCUCUUCAAGAGGCCCUUCAGCACCUGCGACCCCAGAGACUACGUCAUCGAGGAGGGCACAGUUCAUCUGAUUUACGGGAUACUGGACAAGCCACUGACCUCACUCCAGCAACUGAACCGUUCCCUGGUGCGCUCUGGAGUGCAGCGAGUCCUUCUCCUCCGGCCGGCGGUCCCCUCCGUCUCGCUGCCCAAGGACGUGCGGACCCUGGAAGUCCUGGCCCCGUCGGUCACCAUCCCCGAACAGGAGACCACUUACUGGUGUCAUGUUUACCAGCUGCCUCGGGACCUGCCCAAGAACCACAUCGUCAUGUACGAGGCUGUAAUCACCCCAGGCAAUGAGGCGAUUGUCCACCACAUGGAGGUGUUUGAGUGCGCCCCUCAGCUGGAGACGGUGCCCCAGUACAGCGGUGCCUGCGACUCCAAAAUGAAGCCCAGGAACCUCAACUACUGCCGCCAUGUGCUGGCUGCCUGGGCCAUGGGGGCAGAGGCUUUCUACUACCCUCCUGACGCCGGACUGCCUUUCGGGGGUCCAGGGUCCUCCAGAUUCCUUCGCCUUGAGGUGCACUAUCACAACCCACUGCUCAUCGCAGGUCGCCGGGACACGUCCGGGAUCCGUCUGUACUACACGCCCACUCUGAGGAAGUACGACGCAGGGAUCAUGGAGCUGGGCCUGGUCUACACCCCCAUCAUGGCCAUCCCACCCAGGGAAGCACACUUUGAGCUGACAGGAUACUGCACUGCCAAGUGUACCCAGACUGCCCUGCCUCGCGGGGGGAUCUUCAUCUUCGCGUCCCAGCUGCACACACACCUGGCAGGGCGUGGCGUGCGGACCGUGCUGCUGAGAGGGGGUCGGGAGGUGGAGGUCGUGCAGGAGGACAAACACUUCAGCACCCACUACCAGAUAAUCCGGACACUAAAGAAGAUGGUGAACGUGUUACCUGGUGAUGUCCUUCUGACCAGAUGUGUGUACAACACUGAGGACAGGAAAACAGCCACUGUGGGGGGGUUUGGCAUCGAGGAGGAAAUGUGCGUAAACUAUGUGCACUACUACCCCCGCACUCAGCUGGAGCUGUGCAAGAGCCACGUGGACCCAGAGUACCUGCAGAAGUACUUCAGCUUCAUCAACCGGUUCCAGGGACGGGACCCCUGCGACUGUGGGCAGACCAGCGUGACCGAGCGGUUUUACUCCCUGACCUGGGACACCUUCAGCGCAGAGGUGCUGAACUCCCUGUACAACACCGCCCCCAUCUCCAUGCACUGCAACCAGUCCACAGCCAUGCAGUUUCCCGGGGACUGGCAGAGGCAGGAGCUUCCCCAGGUCACGUCUCAGCUCCAGAGGCCUCCGUACCCCUGUGAGAGCGGCAGGGGUCCUGCGGCCCGGUCCGAUUCGCCCACCGAGGUGUGGCCUGACAGCAGGGCCUGAGGCCCCACCCACAGUACCAGAGUCCCC
Molecule: messenger RNA, 1936 nt
Organism: Conger conger (European conger)
Lineage: Eukaryota; Metazoa; Chordata; Actinopteri; Anguilliformes; Congridae
Gene: dbh
Product: dopamine beta-hydroxylase (dopamine beta-monooxygenase)
Exons: 12
Coding region: 68-1909 (613 amino acids)
Biological process (GO): dopamine catabolic process; octopamine biosynthetic process; norepinephrine biosynthetic process
Cellular component (GO): secretory granule membrane
Molecular function (GO): dopamine beta-monooxygenase activity; copper ion binding
Source: RefSeq, a predicted model, not a curated record